CGCAUUUGUCGCCAAUUUUUCGUUUUGCAAGUCGUUUGGUCAAUUGUUUCCUGCAAUCGUUCUUGUUCGUACAUCCGAGACGACGCGAGAUGAGGAGGAGCGGAAGGGAGGACUCGUGACGCGCACCACCAGCUUGGAAGCAUGUCUCAUUACUUGCGACGCGCACGUCCCUUAUUUCGAUGGCAGAGCCUCAGCGAGACGAGGUUUAGCUAGGCUUGCGAGCUCCUCCCUCAAGCGCUGAAACACGAAAUCAGAAUGAACGGCGCAGUGGAAUCUCGCUGCAUUACAACUCAGUAGCCGAACGCGGACUCUUCUCCACCGAGAGAAGAAGUGCCACAGGAAGGAAAUCCUUCGGUCGUACCACCGGCCGUCAUCAUGUACAACGUGCGUGUAGAGGUGUCUGCCUUGCCACCGCGGUACCAGGUGCGAGCACGGGUCCGCGACGGGUUGGAUUUUCUGCACUGGAUCCAGAAGAACAUCGACAAAACCGGGAAGUAUGUGCUCUGUUUUGGCGGGAGCAUGGACCCAGACGUGGUGGCAAUACACGACUGCGCGCACCUGGACAAAUUGCUCGAGGAGCACGGGAGCAGCUUUGAAAUAGUAUAGUACCUACCAAUCUUCCUGCUUUUUAUUCUACUUGAAACUGUGCCGCAAGUCGCACUUACGAUGACACACCUUCUUUGUGAAGUUUAUUCGGAUCACGCAGGAACCAGAAUCGUAUAUGGUGUUUGUGAUGCAAAAACAGGUCUUCCAAAUCCGACGACUAGCAGACUUCGACGGUGGUCAUCUUCGGAUACGAGAGUUAUGGCCCGAUCCCGAAAAGCUCCCGUGCCUGGAAUACUGCAGGGAGAUCCUCGGUAGGAGAAUUCUACCUAGGGCAGUUUCAUUUUGUCAUGCGGAGGCAUGAUCCAGUGUAGCGAUGAGUUCUUGUCAUGCGCAAAAAUUCACCGCAAAAACAAAAAGCAUAAAUAAGAUAAAACCGCUCCUAGGUGACAAAUUCCACGAGGAAAUCGAGCAACCGCAGCAGUUUUCUUCCAGCCACCACGCUGCGAACAAGAAGGAAGAGGAGGAGAAGCGCGCCAUGGCGAUGGUGCAGCAGCAAAACCCGUCCGCAUCGAGCUCUAGCGGGGGCAAGUUGCCGGAGCACAGGAUAUCGAACGUGCCGGGAUUUGGGUACUUCUUGAAGAAACGCGCAAAAAAACCGCCAGAGGAUCCGUUGAAAAGGGACGAUUUGGAGUUCUGGAGAACACUGGGCUCCAGGGAGGAACCGUGGGACGUCAUGGAGGUACUUGUAAUGUAGGGAUUUUUGAAGGGUUGAAGUUGAUGCCACCGGCAUAGUGCAUGACAAGAACAUCAAUUGACAUAGAAAAAUUCGCAUGAGAAGUUUGAAAAAAGUUUGCGAUACUGGAACUUUUUUAUCGCGUUACUAUAUCAGGUUCGCGGCAGGAGGAUGCUCGUGGCGUUUCUGUCCGGCGAGGUCGAUUUGGCGGUCCAGCUUUUCAUGGAAGGCCGCGUGGACUGCUCGGCGCGAGACUGUACAACUUCCUUGAUGAUAGAAUUCUUGAAUGCCGCUUGGAGCGCGAGCAAAACAAAGCUAGUUUCCUUGUAUGAUUUUCCAAUCAUGAAAUAAACACAAUAAACACAAACAGCGAUAAAUUCUUCCCUCUUGCACUGGUCCAUCUAUUACGAGCUACAGCCGGUGUGCGCAAAACUGAUCGAGUACCACGCGGACGUCGAUCAGAAGAACGAUUUAAACGAAACGCCGUUGAUGAUCGCCUGCCAGGAGGGCUGUUGGGGCAUCUUCGAUUUUCUAUUCGACAAAGUUGACAAGGACCCUGGCACCAUCCCGGGCGAUCUCGGUUGUCAGGAUCUAGAACGAGGCCAAACAGCACUGCUGUGGUGCGCCCGGCACGGACAUCUGCCGAGCGUGCAAAAGUAGAGAUUUAAUUGUGUUUCGUUUAUAGAGGGUUUGUCGUAUGCGGUAUGCCUGUGCGCUACAUGUUCUUCUUGACAUCAAAAUUUCCAACGAAGACGAACCAAAAAUAAACCUGUCCAGACUAAUUGCUCUCGGUGUGGACCUGAAUCAAAGCGACUUUGACGACACCACGGCGCUACACGUGGCUACGGUCUACAAUGACGUCCCGAUGGUGGGACUGCUGCUAAAGAGCAAUUCAAAUCCAGAUGCUCGAUCGUAUCAUAUUUCUUUUAGCUUGUUUUUUGAUCAUUUUGAUUUUGGUUAUCACUCUGUAUGAUGUAAGGUUCUGUAUCCACAUGACCGAUUUCGGCGCGUGUCAUUGAGCAUUAGCAUGAGAAAUCAAAACCAAAAAACUUCAGCCACGUCUGGAAGACCCCUUUGAAGAUCGCAUUGGAAUAUGGGUACAGUGAGAUCGUCGACUUGCUUUGCAACUACGGCGCGACGCCCGGGACGCCGGAGAGAAAGAAUGGCAUUUUGGACGAACACUACGCGACGUGGGAACCCAUGCCGCCGCCACUAGACUUGGAGGCGAAAGGGUUAAUGCCAGACCAGAUGGGCUAGGCAGGAACAGGAUCAGGAGAGGUGUCAUUCUGAUAAAAGAGAAAUGAAGAUGAAUUUUCUAGUACUCAAAAUCAAAUGUACAAAACUAAAAGCCAAAAUGUACGCGUGUAAAAUGUACGACCCCAAGUCAACUAUAUGGAAAAGGAGAAGCUGAAGGAGCUUCGUUGCUUGUAUACCCAUGCAAAGAAAUCAACCAGAAAAGAAGGAGGCAAGAAAUCUUACCGAGAAAUCCGAAAUCGAGUUAAAGCCGACGCAUUUUAGUACGACGAUGCACCAAAAUUAAUCCUAUUUUAUUCCGAUUUUCAACCAUUUUGACUUGUUGACUAAAGUUUCCGAAACGCCAAAAUCGCUAGCGCGGCGAGGAAAAAUGAACCUUUGGAAACGAAACGCCAUCAACGGGCUCCUGUUUUGAAGAAGAGAAAAAGACAUGUGUGCCAGCAAUGUACAUAUUAGAGCAGGGAACUGCAGCGAUUUCUAGAAAUUCAAAUUCUUGAGCAAGUUUCUUG
Molecule: messenger RNA, 3042 nt
Organism: Amoebophrya sp. A120
Lineage: Eukaryota; Dinophyceae; Syndiniales; Amoebophryaceae
Source: the annotation of a GenBank genome assembly